Messenger RNA from Lampris incognitus (smalleye Pacific opah), 4176 nucleotides. RefSeq names its product cohesin subunit SA-2 (gene stag3). Bases 1 to 4176 code for a protein of 1391 amino acids. Gene Ontology annotation, biological process: sister chromatid cohesion. Lineage: Eukaryota; Metazoa; Chordata; Actinopteri; Lampriformes; Lampridae. The record is from RefSeq and is a predicted model, not a curated record. The transcript is spliced from 32 exons. Gene Ontology annotation, molecular function: chromatin binding. Gene Ontology annotation, cellular component: cohesin complex; chromatin; nucleus.
AUGGCGUUGGAUUACAAAACAGAUUGUGACAGUUUGGAGGAGUUGGAUGACAUAUCGGAUAUUGGAAGUGACGUUGAGUUCCAAAUCGCAUCAAUGGCGCGGAGAAAACGGGUUGCAUCUGCCCCUGGAGUUGUGCCACCCAAGAGACCAAGGCGUGAAACUGCAGUGGGGCCAACACCUAACACCAGCUGUAGCCCCAUCCCCAGUCCUCCAUGCAGCUCUACUCAGUCGCAGCAGCCAUCCCUUGGGACAUCCAGGCGGGCCUCCCUUCGGGCUGUGCCAAGGAAUAAGGGGAACCAGGGUAUUACUGCAGGGGAGAUCUACGAAGCUAUCUGCAGUGGAAAGAGUGCCAUAGUGGCGGUGGUGGAUGAGUGGCUGGAGAGCUACAAGGAAGGCCAAGAGGAGGGGCUCCUGGUGCUCAUCAACUUAAUCGUUCGGUGCUGUGGAUGCAAAGGAGUGGUGAGCCGAGAGAUGUUUGACACAAUGCAGAACGUUGAGGUCAUCAGCAUGCUGACCAAAGAGUUUGAUGAGGACUCCGUGAACUACCCACUGUGCUCUCCGGGUCACCAGUGGAAGCGUUUUAAGGCCAGCCUAUGUGAGUUUGUGCAGGUUCUGGUACGCUCUUGUCAAAACGGCGUGCUCCAUGACGAGUAUCUCUUCUCCUCCCUGCUGGCCCUGCUCAUUGGGCUGUCUGACUCCCAAGUCAGAGCCUUCAGGCACACCAGCACCCUGCUUGCCAUGAAGCUGAUGACUGGGUUAAUGAAGGUAUCAGUGGUGGUGUAUGCCCAGCUGCAGACUAGUCAGAGGCGAUACAACAUAGAGAGCAGCAAGAGUGCUCAGGACAGAGCCACUGUGAUGCUGGAGGAUCUGCAGGCCAUGAUCACCGAGCUGCAGGAGAACAAAGAAGAGCUGAGCUCCUUAACCAAUGGCACUUUCCGUGGCGUGUUUGUGCAUCGGUAUCGGGACAGUGUGGCAGAGAUCCGAGCAGCGUGUAUCGAGGAACUGGGUGUCUGGCUCAGAGAAGACCCAGAGGAGUUCCUCAAUGACCAGUAUCUCAAGUACCUGGGGUGGAUGCUACAUGAUAAACAAAGUUCAGUGCGUCUGCAGUGUGUGCAUGCCCUGCAGGGUUUGUACCAGAAGAGGGACUUCAUUGGGCGCCUAGAGCUCUUCUUCAGCAGAUUCAAAGGGAGGAUACUGGCUAUGGUUCUUGACAAGGAUCCAGACGUAGCAGUGGAAGUCAUCCAUUUGUUGCUGCUCAUUCAACAGUAUGAUAGAGAAGAGGAGUGUCUGAGUGAAGAGGAGUGCUCUAACAUCUACCCUCUAGUGUUUGUCUCACACCAUGGGCUGGCUUCUGCUGCUGGUGCUUUCUUCUACAGCAAGCUAAAAUCUAUGAUGGCCAGUGAAUACCAGGAACUAGUCACAGGUGGCAAUAAGGCAGCCUUCAUCAAUAUGCUGAUCUCCUUUUAUAUCCAGUGUCAGUUUCAUGAUCAUGGAGCAUACCUGGUGGACAGUCUAUGGGGGGUGGCAGGCUCCGAGCUUAGGGAUUGGGAGACUAUGACGUCACUCCUGCUGCAUGAGAGUGAGGAGAAACAAGGGUUGAUUUAUGAAGAGGAGGGUGUUCUAAUAGAGCUGAUGAUGUGUGCCAUCAGACAGGCAGCAGAGGCAAACCUGCCUGUUGGGAGAGCUCACGGCAAAAGGAUCCUGAGUACAAAGGAUAAGAAGACCCAGGCACAAGACAGGAGACGCAUCACCACCCAUUUCAUCCCCUUGCUACCACAGCUAUUAGCCAAGUACUCUGCAGAUGUAGAGAAGGUUUGCUUACUUUUGAAGGCUCCCCUCUACUUUGAUCUGGAAACGUACAGCAGCAGUAGACGACUGGAGAAGUAUCUGGACCUUCUGUUGUCCCAGAUUUGCAGCAUUGUGGAGAAACACACAGAGGCCAGCGUGCUGGAGGCCUGCACCCGCCUGGCUUGUGCCCUGUGCUCCAAUAGCUUUACCUUCUCCGCCCGUGCCCAACGGGCAUUUGGACAGCUGUUGGACUGCUUGACCGAGUGCUUCACUACCCACUUUAAUGAUGUGCUGCAGGGUACUGCUGAUGAAGAUGAAAUGUACAGUGCAGCCACUGCUUUUAAAAGGAUUGCAGCUUUUAGCAGUGCCAAGGACCUGACAAGCUUGGAGUUGUUUGACCCCUGCCUUCAGCUGCUGAAGAGAGGUGUGAAGUCCAGAGACUUUGACAAAGAGUUCAUGGUGCCUGCCUUGAAGUGUGCUGCCUUCCACCUGAUCUGGGCAAGGGCAAAUGUGACCAACUCUACAUUUACUGAGGUUCAGCUAAAGCGUCUGAAGAAGGAAAUGCAUUCGUUCUGCAGUGUGUGUAAGCAUUGUCUGUCUCUGGGCCAGGCUGAGAUUAGAGACCAGGCAUUUGAGCUUUUGUGUGACUUGCUGCUACUGUACAGCACAGGUUCAGUUCGUUCUGAGCCUUCCCUCCGUUUGCUGGCCAGCCUGCCCUCUGAUUCUCUGCGCUCUGAGUUGGCUGCCUUUCUCCUGGACUUCAUCUUCACUGACCCUGAGGAUGACGAGCUCACUGCCGACAAGCCUCGCAUCAAACACAGCUACAUCCACACCAGCAAUCAGGAGUAUGGAGAGUGCAGUGGAAGCAGCCAGUGGAGUAACAGCUCCCGUCUACCAGCCUCUCGUCACCGAUGGCUGGAAAAUGUGGAGGUGGCUAAGCGUGCUCUUCAGAUUUUGCCCUCUCUGAAAACAUACAUCAGUGCUGCCAAAUCAAAAAAGGUUACAGAACCGUGCACAAAGUCUUUCAAGAAAACUGAGAUAAUUGUGCACGACGACCUCUUCCCAGCAAAACUCAACUUCUUUCUAAUGGUUGCCAGGGAAAUCACACCAUUUUUGAAGCUAUACCAAACUGACAAACCCAUGCUGCCAUUUAUGUGCAAUGAUCUCACAACUAUGCUGAAAAGUCUAAUGGAGAGGUUUGUCAAGUCGAGUGUGAUGAAGAAUGCAACUAACCCUGUAAAGCUUCUCAAAGUGGACCAUGAGGACACAGAUAACCACAUGGAUGUGACCAAACUGAAAGUUGGAUUUGCUACAGAGCGAGCCUUUGAGGAACAUGUGAAGAACUCUGGAGCGGAGAGGCUCAGGCUUGAGUUCAGGCAGAGCUGUGCAAGGCAGGAGGAAGAAGAGGAAAAGAUGAAGAUAGCUGCUCUUCAAAGGAAGCGAAUCCAGCUGGCCGGCUACUGUAAACUGGUCAUCCACGGAGUACUGGACCUCAGUUCUGCCACUGACCUGUUCAAACACUACAGCAAGUUCUACAAAGAAUUUGGUGACAUCAUCAAAGAGACUCUAAGCAAGAGCAAGCUUAUCAGCCCAGUGCAGAGCGCCAAGACGAUCUGUCUGACUCUGCAGCAGCUUUUCUCUGAGAGGAUUUCAAAUAACAGCAGUGGCCAGGAUCUUGGUGAGAUCAGAGACUUGGCUAAGAAGCUGGCUAUGAGCUUUGGUAUAGAUUUGCACCGUGUCCGCAAACCACUGGUGUCUCUACACAGAGAUGGUAUAGACUUUGCAUUCCGGAACUCAGAACAAGGAAGACUGCAUCCCCCCAACCUGGCCUUCCUGGAAAUCCUAAGCGAGUUCAGCUUCAAACUCCUCCAUCAGGACCGCAUCCAGCUUUCUGAAUUCCUGAAAGCAGAGUACCCCAUUGCUGCCUUCUCCUGGCCAUUAGUCAGAAUGUACAAGUGCUCUUUGGAGUACAUCUCCUUGUCCAAGACUGGCGAGGAGGCAGGGAGAGAAGAGAAGAAUGGCACAGCCAAACGCAAGAAGACCCAGGGCUCAGUGUCCAGCGACAGCAGCGAAUCCUGGUUGGACAGUAGCAGUAUUAGGAACCUGUCAACCCCACCCCUCACCUCCACUGCCGUGCGAGGGCAAAAGAGGCCGCCGCCCCACACACAACCUGGACCCACCCGCUUUGACAAAGGCAGCUUUCUUUAUGAGUCUGAAGAUGAGUUUUCCAACAGGCUGUGUCUGAUUGAGGAAGAUGAUGCAGAAGGACAAGAAGAGGAAGAGGCUGAGAUUGAAGAAUUUGAGAGGGAUUCUGACCAAGAUAGCGCUUAUACAUUGCCCUCCACACGCCACACCUCGAUCAGUCAACUUGAGGACUUUUCUCAGUGA